UUUCAAUUGCCGAGUGCAUAUUCUUUGGCUGCAGGCGAUGGAAAAGGUCAAGUUGAAGUUCCGGAGAGCGUCGCAGGCACUGACCUCCAGAAGGACGAUGUGUCCCUUGCCGGGCCCAUUGCUCAUACGAACAACGAAAAGCCCGGGCAGUCGGACUCCGCAGUGGCCACUUCGGACGAGCGACCCGCAAGUGGUGCAAAUGGCGGAAGUGCUGCCGCUUCAGAUAACAACGCGAUCGAGGGGCGCGAAAAGCUACUCCUGCAAGGACAAAGCGCAACAGAUUCCUCAGCGCAAGCUGGAAGCCGAGAGCGUAGCGCGAUAGACCGACACACAGUUACGGUAAAGUUGACUAGGGGAACUAACCUUGUGGCACAUGGAACAUUCAUCUUCCACUUCCAGAAAUUGCAAACUGGUGCUGUUUAGCAUACAAGGUAAGUGCUUAUUCUAUUUCCUACUACUCGGGCGGGGUCAGUUGUUGGCUCCUUCACUUGCACUUUGGUCUACACCAGUAGAUUUACCGCAACUGGCCCGAGGACAUGUAUUGGACAAGUAGGACAUCUAUCUCUUACCCCUAGCGCCACCACAGACCAUACCACAGGGGGGGGACCGUGCAGCCCUAUGGCAUACUUAUAUAGCACUAGUAGAACAGUGCAGCUUCGCCUUUAGCUGAGUUUUGUUCUUAGUGGUUGUGCAUGCGUUGAAUGUGAUGCGCCCUCUAAUCCAAAGUGGAUGAAGCUGACGCGUUUUUUGAAGCGACGAAUUUUGUUGGCCCGCGAACUGAACAAGGAGUUAGUCAGCAUCUUAGGUUGUCUCCAGUCCUGUUUCGCAAACCGAGUUGUCCAACAGCGGAAGUGCGCGAAGACUAAGAACACGCCUGGGUCGGAAGGUGGUGGAUCGGGCUCCAGAGCCGAGAAGCGGCGUAAUGUGAGGGCUAAUGACAAGAAGCAGCGAGAAACGAUGACAGUGAACGCGAAACCAGCUCUAGCAGGUGGCGAGGCAGGUAGUAAAACAAGG
Molecule: messenger RNA, 1014 nt
Organism: Amoebophrya sp. A25
Lineage: Eukaryota; Dinophyceae; Syndiniales; Amoebophryaceae
Source: the annotation of a GenBank genome assembly